AUGGCGUUUCAAUCGCCUCCACCAAUUUGGCACACCUCCACUCGGCAUUUUUUUUUCAGUGUUCGUUUUUAUUUCCCCAUGAGACGACUGAAUGGCUUUUUUCAUUGUUCUCUCUUUCUUUGUUCUAAAAAUCUUUAUCCUUCUCAUUCUCUCUCCUUUUCCUUUCUUUCUUUCUUUCUUUCUUUCUUUCUUUCUUUCUUCCUUUCUUUCUCCUUCAUAUAUACUUUCUUUCUUUGUAAUAUGGAUUUUUCUCAUUCCCUUCCACGUAUUCUUUCAUUCUUUCUUUCUUUCUUUCUUUCUUUCUUUCUUCUUCACGUAUACUUUCCUUCUUUAGUUUUUCUUAGUUCACCGAGAAGACCCCACCGGCACCACUCGAAGGAAGAAGACUCCACGGGCACAAGUCGCAACGAAAAAACUCCACCGGCACCACUUGCAGCAAGAAGACUCACCCGGCACAACUUACAGCGAGAAGUCUACCACGGUAUCUCUGGCAGCGAGAAGACGCCACCGGCACCUCUCGGAGCGAGAAGACUCCACCGGCAUCUCUCGCAGCGGGAAGACUCCACCGGCACCUAUCGCAGCAAGAAGAAUUCACCGGCGCCUAUCGCAGCCAGAAGACUCCACCGGCAGCUCUCGCAGCAAGAAGAGUCCACCGGCACAGCUCGAAGCGAGAAGACUCACCCGGCACCUCUCGCAGCAAGAAGGCUCCGCCGGCACCUCUCGCAGCAAGAUGAAUCUACCGGCACCUCUCGCAGCAAGAUGACACCCGCGGCACCACUCACAACGAGAAUACUCCGGCACCUCUCGCAGCGAGAUGACUCCCCCGGCACCACUCGCAACGAGAAGAGUCCACCGGCACCUCUCGCAGCUAGAAGACUCCACUGGCACUUCUCGAAGCGAGAAGACUUCCCCGGCACCUGUCGCAGUGAGAAGACGCCACCGGGACCUCUCGCAGCAAGAAGACUCCCGCGGCACCUCUCGCAGCAAGAAGACUCCACCGGCACCUCUAGCAGCAAGAAUAGUCCGCCGGCACCUCUCGCAGCGCGAAGACUCCGCCGGCACCUCUCGCAGCGCGAAGACUCCCCCGGCACCUCUCGCAACGAGAAGACUCCACCAGCACCUCUCGCAGCUAGAAGAGUCCACCGGCACUUCUCGAAGCGAGAAGACUCCCCCGGCACCUCUCGCAACGAGAAGAUUCCACCGGCACCUCUCGUAGCGCGAAGACUCCCCCGGCACCUCUCGCAGCAAGAAAACUCCACCGGCACCUCUCGUAGUGAGAAGACGACACCGGCACCUCUCGCAGUAAGAAGACUCCACCGGCACCUCUCGCAGCGCGAAGACUCCCGCGGCACCUCUCGAAGCGAGAAGACUCCCCCGGCACCUCUCGCAGCAAGAAGACUCCACCGGCACCUCUCCAAGAAGACUCCACCGGCACCUCUCGCAGCAAGAAGACUCCACCGGCACCUUUGGCAGCAAGAAGACUCAUCCGGCACCUCCUACAGCGUGAAGUCUCCCCCUGCAUCUCUGGCAGCGAGAAGACGCCACCGGCACCUCUCGGAGCGAGAAUACUCCACCGGCACCUCUCGCAGUGAGAAAACUCCACCGGCACCUCUCGCAGCAAGAAGACUCCACCGGCACCUCUCGUACAAGAAGAUUCACCGGUACCUAUCGCAGCCAGAAGACUCCACCGGCACCUCUCGUAGCAAGAAGAGUCCACCGUCACCUCUCGCCACGAGAAGAUUCCACCGGCACCUCUCGCAGCAAGAUGACUCCACCGGCACCUCUCGCAGCAAGAUGACUCCACCGGAAGCCCUCGCAGCGAGAAGACUCCCCUGGCACCUCUCGCAACGAGAAGACUCCACCGGCACCUAUCGCGGCAAGAAGACUCCACCGUCACCUCUCGCGGAGAGAAGACUCCAGCGUCACCUAUCUCAGCAAGAAGAGUCCACCGGCACCUCUGGAAACGAGAAGACACCCGCCGCACAACUCGCAACGGGAAUACUCCGGCACCUUUCAAAGCGAAAGUUGCCGGUGGAGUCUUCUCGCUCCGAGAGGUUCCAGAGAUGCCGGGGUAGACCGCUAGGUGCCGGUGGAGUCUUCUCGUUGCGAGAGGUGCCGGUGGAGUCUUCUCGUUGCGAGAGGUGCCGGUGGAGUCUUCUUGCUUCGAGAGGUGCCGUUGGAGUCUUUCCGCUGCGAGAGGUGCCGGUGGAAUCUUCUCGUUGCGAGAGGUGCCGGGGGAGUCUUCUCGCUUCGAGAACGAGAAGACUCCACCUGAAGAUCUCGCAGCGGGAACACUCCCCCGGCACCUCUCGCAGCGGGAAGACUCCACCGGCACGUCUCGCAGCAAGAAGAAUCCACCGACACCUCUCGCAGCGAGAAGACUCCACCGGCAGCUCACGCAGGAAGAAGACUCCACCGACACCUCUCGCAGCGGGAAGACUCCACCGGCACAUCUCGCAGCAAGAAGACUCCACCGACACCUCUCGCAGCGAGAAAAAUCCACCGGCAGCUCACGCAGGAAGAAGACUCCACCGACACCUCUCGCAGCGAGAAGACUCCACCGGCACCUCUCGCAGCAAGAUGAAUCCACCGGCACCUCUCGCAGCAACAUCGAGAGACACCCCGGCACCACUCGCAACUAGAAGAGUCAACCGGCACCUAUCGCAGCUAGAACACUCCACCGGCACUUCUCGAAGCGAGAAAACACCCCCGGCACCUCUCGCUGUGAGAAGACGCUACCGGCAUCUCUCGCAGCAAGAAGACUCCCGCGGCACCUCUCGGAGCGAGAAGACUCCACCGGCACCUCUCGUAGCAAGAAGACUCCCGCGGCACCUCUCGGAGCGAGAAGACUCCACCGGCACCUCUCGCAGCAAGAAGACUCCACCGACACAUCUCGCAGCUAGAAGACUCCACCGGCAGCUCACGCAGCAAGAAGAAUCUUCCGACACAUCUCGCAGCGAGAAGACUCCACGGGCAACUCUCGCAGCGGGAAGACACCCGCGGCAACUCUCGCAACGACAAUACUCCAACGGCACCUCUCGCAGCGUGAUGACUCGCCCGGCACGACUCGCAACGAAAAGACUCCACCGACACCUCUCGCAGCAAGAAGAUUCCCCGGCAACUCUCGCAGCGGGAAGACUCCACCGGCACCUAUCGCAGAAAGAAGACUUCACCGGCACCUCUCGCAGCGAGAAGACUCCACCGGCACCUCUAGCAGCAAGAAUAGUCCACCGGCACCUCUCGCAGCGCGAAGACUCCCCCGGCACCUCUCGCAAAGAGAAGACUCCACCGGCACCUUUGGCAGCAAGAAGAGUCCACCGGCACUCCUCCGAGAAUAUUCCACCGGCACCUCUCGCAGCGCAAAAACUCCACCGGCACCUCUCGCAGAAGAAGACGACCUCUCGUAGACGCCACCGGCACCUCUCGGAGCAAGAAAGCUCCACCGGCAACUUUCGCAGCAAGACGACUCCACCGGCAGCCUUUGCAGCGGAAUACUCAUCCGGCACCUCCCGCAGCGAGAAGUCUCCCCCAGCAUCUCUCACAGCGAGAAGACGCCACCGGCACCUAUCGCAACGAAAAAGACUUCCACCUGCACCUCUCGCAGCGAUAAAACUCCAACGGCAUCUAUCGCAGCAAGAAGAUUCACCGAAACCGUCACCUCGCACCGGCACCUCUCGAAGCAAGAAGACUCCUCCGGCACCUCAAGAUGACUCCACCGGAAGCCCUCGCAGCGAAAGUCCCCUCACCUCUCGCAGGACCUCUCGCAACGAGAAGACUCCGCGGCACUUCUCGCAGCGAGAAAACCCGCCGCACAACUCGCAGGCACCUUUCAAAGCAGCCGGUGAAGACUCCCCGGCACCUUCAGAGAUGCCGGGACUCCACCGACACCUCUCGCAGCGUGAAGACUCCACCGGCUCGCACCUCUCCCCCGCACCUCUCGGAAGACUCCACCGGCAACUCUCGCAGCAAGAAAAAUCCACCGACACCUCUCGCAGCGAGAAGACUCACCGGCAGCUCACGCAGGAAGAAGACUCCACCGACACCUCUCACAGCGGGAAGACUCCACCGGCACCUCUCGCAGGCGGAAGACACCCUCUCGGCAACUCCACCGGCAAACGCAGAAUAGUCCAACGGCACAUCUCGAAGCGAGAUGACUCCCCGGCACCUGCCACAGCAAGAAGACUCCACCAGCACCUCUCGCAGCAACAUGUCUCCACCGGCCCCCGGCACCUGUCGCAGCGGGAAAAACUCCACCGGCACCACUCGCAGAAAGAAGAAUCCGGCACCUAUCGCAGCGAGAACACUCCACCGGCACUUCUCGCAGCGAGAAAAAUCCCCGGCACCUCUCGCUGCGAGAAGAUUCUACCGGCACCUCUCGCAGCAAAAAACUCCACCGGCACCUAUCGCAGCAAGAAGACUCCCGCGGUACCUCUCGGGCGAUCCACCGGCACCUCUCGCAGAAGAAUCCACCGACACAUCUCGCAGCUAGAAUACUCCACCGGCAGCUCACGCAGCAAGAAGAAUCUUCCGACACAUCUCGCAGCAAGAAGACUCCACCGGCACCUCUCGCAGCAAGAAGACUCCACCGGCAACUCUCGCAACAAGAUGACACCUCUCGCAGCACCUCUCCAGCACAAGAAAACACCCUCCGACACCUCUCGGAGCAAGAAGAUUCCCCCGGCAACCUCUUGCAGGGAAGACUCCACCGGCACCUAUCGCAAAAGAAGAAGGCACCUCCACCGGCACCUCCACCGCUCUAGCAGCAAGAAUAGUCCACAGGCACCUCUCGCAGCGCGGAGACUCCCCAGCACCUCUCGCAAAAAGAAGACUCCACCAGCACCUCUUGCAGCUAAAGAACCGGCACUUCUCCACCGGCACCUCUCGCAACGAGAAGAUUCCACCGGCACCUCUCGCGGCGCAAAGACUCCACCGGGAAGACUCCACCGGCACCUCUCUCGCAGCAAGAAGGCACUCCAGACGACCUCUCGCAGAAAGAAGAAUAAACCUGCUCCUCUCGCAGCGAGAAGACUCCCCCAGCACCUCUCGCAGCAAAAAGACCUCCACCGACACCUCUCGCAGCGAGAAGACUCCACCAGCAACUAUCGCAGCAAGAUGGCACCUCUCACCGGCACCUCUUGCAGCAAGAAGUCGCCCCUGGACCUCUCGCAACGAGAGACUUUCCACUUCUCGCAGCGACCUCUCUCGCAGCGAGAAGACUCCCCGGCACCUCUCGCAACGAAGACUCUAAGGCUUUCCACAAUAAUUUCACUGGCACCUCUCGAAGCGAGAAGACUCCCGCGGCAACACGAGAUGACUCCACCGACACCUCUCGCAGUGAGAAGACGCCACCGGCACCUCUCGAAACAAGAAGACUCCCGUGGCACCUCUCGAAGCGAGAGGACUCUCCCGGCACCUCUCGCAGCGAGAAGACUCCACCGGCAGCUCACGCAGAAUGAAGACUCCACCGACACCUCUCGCAGCGUGAAGACUCCACCGGCACCUCUCGCAGCUGGAAGACUCCCGCGGCAACUCUCGCAGCAAGAAAACUCCACCGACACCUCUCGCAGCGAGAAGACUCUAUCGCAGCCGCAGAAGAACUCCACCGACACUUCUCACAGGGAGAAGACUCCAGGCACCUCACCGGAAGACACCCUCGGCAACUCUCGCAAAAGAAUACAAGAAGACUCCACCAGCACCUCUCGCAGCAAGAAUACUCCCCCGACCUGUCGCGGGAAAACUCCACCGGCACCUCUCUCGAAAGAAGAAUUCCCCCGGCACCUCUCGCACGCGAGACUCCACCGGCACCUCUCGCAGCAAGAUGACUCCCCCGGCACCUCUUGCAGCAAGAAGUCUCCACCGGCACCUCUCGCAACUAGAAGAUUCCACCCGCACCUCUCGCAGCGGGAAGACUCCACCGGCACCUCUCGCAGCAAGAAGACUCCACCGGCACCUCUCGCAGAAAGAAGAAUAAACCUGCACCUCUCGCAGCUAGAAGACUCCCCCGGCACCUCUCGCAGCAAAAAGACUCCACCGACACCUCUCGCAGCGAGAAGACUCCAGCAGCAACUCUCGCAGCAAGAUGACUCCACCGGCACCUCUCGCAACGAGAAGACUCCAUCGGCACCUCUCGCAGCUACAGGGCUCCACCGGCACUUCUCGAAGCGAGAAGACUCCCCCGACACCUCUCGCAGUGAGAAGACGCCACCGGCACCUCUCGCAACAAGAAAACUCCACCGGCACCUCUCGCAGCAAGAAGACUCCACCCGGCACCUCCUACAGCGAGAAGUCUACACCUGCAUCUCUGGCAGCGAGAAGACGCCACCGGCACCUCUCGUAGCGAGAAGACUUCACCGGCAACUUUCGCAGCGAGAAGACUCCACCGGCAACUUUCGCAGCGAGAAGACUCCACCGGCAGCUCUCGCAGCGAGAAGAAUCCCCCGGCACCUCUCGCAACGAGAAGAUUCCACCGGCACCUCUCGCAGUGGGAAAACUCCACCGGCACCUAUCGCAGCAAGAAGACUUCACCGAAGCGAGAAGAAUUCCCCGGCACAUCUCGCAGCAAGAAGACUCCACCGGCACCUCUCGCAGCAAGAUGACUCCACCGGCACCUCUCGCAACAAGAUGACUCUCCCGGCACCUCUCGCACAAGAAAACACCCUCGGCACCUCUCGGAGCAAGAAGACUCUACCGGCACCUCUUGCAGCAAGAAGUGUCCACCGGCCCCUCUCGCAACGAGAAGACUCCACCGGCACCUCUAGCUGCAAGAAUAGUCCACAGGCACCUCUCGCAGCGCGGAGACUCCACCGGCACCUCUCGGAGCAAGAAGACUCUACCGGCACCUCUUGCAGCAAGAAGUCUCCACCGGCACCUCUCGCAACGAGAAGAUUCCACCCGCACCUCUCGCAGCGGGAAGACUCCACCGGCACCUAUCGCAGCAAGAAGACUUCACCGGCACCUCUCGGAGCAAGAAGACUCUACCGGCACCUCUUGCAGCAAGAAGUCUCCACCGGCACCUCUCGCAGCGAGAAGAUUCCACCGGCACCUCUCGCAGCGGGAAGACUCCACCGGCACCUAUCGCAACAAGAUGACUCUCCCGGCACCUCUCGGAGCAAGAAGACUCUACCGGCACCUCUUGCAGCAAGAAGUCUCCACCGGCAUCUCUCGCAACGAGAAAACUCCACCGGCACCUCUCGCAGCGGAAAGACUCCCCCGGCACCUCUCGCAGCAAGAAGACUCCACCGGCACCUAUUGCAGCAAGAAGACUCACCCGGCACCUCCUACAGCGAGAAGUCUACCCCUGCAUCUCUGGCAGCGAGAAGACGCCACCGGCACCUCUCGCAGCGAGAAGAAUCCCCCGGCACCUCUCGCAACGAGAAAAUUCCACCGGCACCUCUCGCAGUGGGAAAACUCCACCGGCACCUAUCGCAGCAAGAAGACUUCACCGGUACCUAUCACAGCCAGAAGACUCCACCGGCACCUCUCGCAGCAAGAAGAGUCCACCGGCACCUCUCGAAGCGAGAAUACUCCCCCGGCACCUCUCGCAGCGGGAAGACUCCCCCGGCACCUCUCGCAGCAAAAAGACUCCACCGACACCUCUCGCAGCGAGAAGACUCCACCGGCACCUCUCGCAGCAAGAUGACUCCACCGGCACCACUCGCAACGAGAGACACCCCGGCACCACUCGCAACGAGAAGUGUCAACCGGCACCUAUCGCAGCUAGAAUACUCCGCCGGCACCUCUCGCUGUGAGAAGACGCUACCGGCAUCUCUCGGAGCAAGAAGACUCCCGCGGCACCUCUCGCAGCGGGAAGACACCCGCGGCAACUCUCGCAACGAGAAUACUCCAACGGCACCUCUCGCAGCGAGAUGA
Molecule: messenger RNA, 7869 nt
Organism: Acanthosepion pharaonis
Lineage: Eukaryota; Metazoa; Mollusca; Cephalopoda; Sepiida; Sepiidae
Source: the annotation of a GenBank genome assembly